AUGAGGAGACCCCCCAGUGGCUCAGAUGACAAAAAGCUAGAGGAACCUCCUUUUUUUAUCACACCGGCGGAGGAGUUGAAGAUAAUUGAAGACCAGCUCUUGGCUUUACAGAAAGUAUUGCAUAUGGUGGUCCGAACGUCCUUCAAAGAGAAAGUGUUUUGGACAGAAGCUGAUCUGAAUGUUCUGAAGAAUGUCGUCGAGGAGAAAAUUCAAAAGUUGGAACAUCAGCAGAAUCUGAUCUUGGAGCAGAACGAUCAUUCUCCGGAGAAGUGGUUUGUUCCAGAUAAUUUCAAGAGGAUCGGAUCGAGGCUUUUUUACAUUUCCACCAAGGUAAAUGUGGAUUGGUUUUCCGCCAAAGCCGCCUGUCGAAAGAUGGGCGGCCAACUAGCCACCAUCAGGAACAACGAGGAGCUAAAUCUUAUUGAACGUAAAUUGAAACAUGAUGUUGGCUACUGGCUGGAUCUCAACGAUUUGGAUAAGGAGGGGGAGUUCGUUACAUCCUCAGGCAAGCCAGCAUCCUUUUUGAACUGGAGAAAAAGACAACCCGACAACCACAACAAUAAUGAACAUUGUGUGCAAUUAAUUAACGAUUAUUUUUACGAUUCUCCAUGCAGUACUAAGCAUCGCUUUAUUUGUGAAGCUUAA
Molecule: messenger RNA, 645 nt
Organism: Drosophila serrata
Lineage: Eukaryota; Metazoa; Arthropoda; Insecta; Diptera; Drosophilidae
Product: galactose-specific lectin nattectin-like
Source: RefSeq, a predicted model, not a curated record